CCACCACAAUUCUAAACACUGUGUGGCGCGCGCCUACUUGCUAUUCAAACUUAUGUGCUCCCACAACUACCAUUCUUCUUCGGAGUAACUAACUGAGUUUGAGAUCCGAGUCAUGGAGAAGAAGAACCCAUUCUUCAUCUCUCUCGCUUGCAAACUGCACUUCCUACCACUGUUUCGAUUCGGUCGAGUACUCUCUGUAAACUUGGUCUUAACUCACCCGCCAUGCUCAAAGGCAAGCUCAAACUUCCAGCUCCGGACAAGGUUCGGAUGCUCUUUCCCGAUCGGCUUGGAAGAUUGGUUGCUGGAUUCGACGAAAAAGGAAACGAAAUCAAAGUAUUAGAAUUCGAACUCGAGUCCGGGGAGGAGCUCGAGCCGAUUCAACCCGGGGAGUUAGGGUUUCACAGAGAAAGUGACGACGGUGACGAAGCCAUGGAUGAUGACGACAAGGACAAAAUAAUUCGGCAGAGACCGAAUCCGGUUUCGGUGUGGAAAUCCAUUUCGGACGAGGAGAAAAGAUCGGAUCUGGAAUACGAGCUUUCUCAAAGGGAGAUUAAUUUGGAAAAGUUGCAAAGAAUUGCCAGUGCUGGUAUUCCUGAUGGAGGAGGUUUGCGUGCUACAGCUUGGAAGCUACUAUUGGGUUACUUACCUUCAUCUCGUGAUCUGUGGGACGAACAACUAAAAGAGAACAGACAAAAAUAUGCUAAUUUGAAAGAGGACCUUCUCCAGAAUCCGUCAGAACAUAUGUGGAAAGAGUAUGAGGAAAGUUCGACUAAGCGAAACGAGGAGAAUGAUGCUGAUGGCCCCCUUAGGCGACAUGAAAUUUCUCAUGAAGAUCACCCUUUGAGCCUCGGUACAGCUAGCCCUUGGAGUCAAUAUUUUCAAUAUACAGAGAUAGUAGAACAGAUAGAUCGAGAUCUACAGCGUACACAUCCGGAUUUGCCAUUCUUCUCAGGGGAGUCUUCAUUUAGUUGCAAAAAUAGGGAAGCGAUGAAGAGUAUCCUUCUCCUUUUUGCAAAGUUAAAUCCUGAGAUCCGUUAUGUACAAGGCAUGAACGAGGUCUUGGCACCAAUAUACUAUGUCUUUAGUACUGACUCUGACAAGCAAAAUGCUGAACAUGUAGAAGCAGAUAGUUUUUCCUGUUUUGUUCGAAUCUUGGGCGACUCAGUGGAUCAUUUCUGCGAACAAUUUGAUAAUAGUUCAAAUGGCAUCCUUGCUACUCUUUCUCGCUUGUCCGAUUUACUAAAAGUAAAUGAUGAGCAAUUAUGGCGUCAUCUUGAAUUUACAACGAAGGUUAAACCACAAUUCUAUGCAUUCCGGUGGAUUACAUUGCUACUCACACAAGAGUUCAAAUUUGAGUCUAUCUUGAGAAUAUGGGAUACACUACUUAGUAACCCUUUCGGUGUUCAGGAUAUGCUUCUUCGAAUCUGUUGUGCAAUGCUACUUUGCGUGAAAAGCAAACUUCUAAGUGGUGAUUUUGUGGCCAAUUUAAAACUUUUACAACACUACCCUGAUGAUAUCAACGUAGAAUACCUCCUCCAGGUAGCCAAGGAUAUUAGUCCUGACACAUCUUAUUAUUGUUUAUCACUUUAAUUCAUUAUGCUUGCAUUUUUUGUAUAAUGUCAUCAACUUAUCAAACUUGAAACUGAAGUACCGAAUGAUGAACACCUAGCAUAAGAAACAUCCAUUGCAAAUAGUAAUAAGGGUAGAGUUCAUAACCAAAAGGAAUACAGGUUUUUUUUUUUU
Vigna angularis (adzuki bean) is the source of this 1743-nucleotide messenger RNA. RefSeq lists its product as uncharacterized. The coding region runs from base 223 to 1590 and encodes 455 amino acids. NCBI's taxonomy places the organism in Eukaryota, Viridiplantae, Streptophyta, Magnoliopsida, Fabales, Fabaceae. The record is from RefSeq and is a predicted model, not a curated record. Gene Ontology annotation, biological process: intracellular protein transport; activation of GTPase activity. The transcript is spliced from 9 exons. Gene Ontology annotation, molecular function: GTPase activator activity.